Cheilinus undulatus (humphead wrasse) is the source of this 3502-nucleotide messenger RNA. It is a transcript of the gene adam17b, whose product is annotated as ADAM metallopeptidase domain 17b. Gene Ontology annotation, cellular component: plasma membrane. Gene Ontology annotation, molecular function: metalloendopeptidase activity. Lineage: Eukaryota; Metazoa; Chordata; Actinopteri; Labriformes; Labridae. The transcript is spliced from 18 exons. Gene Ontology annotation, biological process: membrane protein ectodomain proteolysis; Notch signaling pathway. The record is from RefSeq and is a predicted model, not a curated record. The coding region runs from base 223 to 2772 and encodes 849 amino acids.
GGUUCUGCGGGCUGGACGCGUUUUUCUCUGCUGUUUCCAAACAAAACAAAGACUUUCAGCUACAAACACAAACUUAAAUUUGUCUUUUUGGUGUCUUUCAACUUCUAAUUUUAAUCUAAAAUGUCGUUAAAGUCGUAAAUCUGAUGCGUCGAGACUUUAAACCGAAACAAGCAGCGACGACCUUUUUUCCAUUGAGUCCAUCCUGCGGAUUAAAAACCAAACAUGAGACUGGAGCUUAUAUUUUUAUCUGUUUUCAUGGUUUUAACCGAGGCCGCCAUUUCUAACCCCGCAGGAACAGAAGAGGAACAUUACACAUCUCUCCAGUCAUUGCUGGACGAUUUCGACGUGCUGCCCCUGUCCAGCCUGCAGACCCACUCAGUCCGCCGCAGAGAUGUCCAAACCCAGACUCACGUGGAGAAGCUGCUCACCUUUGACGCCCUGCAGAGGCACUUCAGGCUGUAUCUGAGGACCAACGACCAGCUGUUCACCGAGGACUUCAGAGCUGUGGUCGUUGGCGAGGACGGCCGGGAGCGGAGUGUACCUGUCAACAGGCACAACUACUUCACUGGACACGUCAUUGGGGAGGAACACUCUCGAGUUCAAGCUCACAUUGACGACCACGAGUUCUCCGCUCACAUCCUGACCGACGAGGCCGAGUACAACAUCGAGCCUCUCUGGAGGUUCAUGUCAGCGCCACCCGAUGGUCGUCUGCUGAUCUAUCGCUCAGAGGACAUCAGGAACCUCAGCCGACUUCACCGACCGUCAGUGUGCGGCUAUGUGACCUCUGACCCCGACUUCCUCCUUCCUGAUGGCGUUAAAGUGGAGCUAUCUGAAGACCAAGAUGAAGGAGAGUCGAUGCAAAGAGUGAAACGCCAGACCCCCGACCCCCUGAAGAACACGUGUCCUCUGCUGCUGGUGGCUGACCAUCGCUUCUUCAGAUACAUGGGCCGAGAGGAAGAGAGCACCACGCUCAACUACCUGAUCGAGCUGAUCGACCGUGUUGACGACAUCUACAGGAACACGUCAUGGGGUGAAGGGUACACAGGCUAUGGUGUUCAGAUCCAGCAGAUCAUCAUAGAGAAGAGUCCGACUCCUGUGGCUGCUGGAAAAAGUCACUUCAACAUGAGAGGAAGUCCAAUGAAGGGUCGAGACGUUUGGGACGUCAAGAAGCUGCUGGAGCAGUUCAGUGUUGACAUCGCAGAGAAAGCAUCCAAUGUCUGCCUCGCUCACCUGUUCACCUAUCAGGACUUUGACGAGGGCACUCUGGGUCUGGCCUACGUCGCUCCAUCCAAAGACGACAUCCCCGGAGGUCUCUGCUCCAAAGCCUGUCCUUCAUCUGCAAACGAACAGAAAGCGAUCUACCUGAACACCGGCCUGACCAGCACCAAAAACUACGGGAAGACCAUUCUGACUAAGGAAGCAGACCUGGUGACGACUCACGAGCUGGGCCACAACUUUGGAGCAGAACACGACCCUGACAACAUACCAGGUUGUGCUCCACGAGAGGACCAGGGUGGGAAAUACGUCAUGUACCCCAUCGCUGUAAGCGGAGACCACGCCAACAACAAGUUGUUCUCUACCUGCAGCAAACUCUCCAUCGUGAAGCGUCUGAAGUCCAAGGCUAAUUCCUGCUUCAAACAGAGGAACAUCAAUGUGUGCGGGAACUCACGGGUGGAACAGGGUGAGGAGUGUGAUCCAGGGCUGCUGCACAUCAACACAGACCCCUGCUGCACCACUGACUGCAGGCUGAGAGCCAGAGCUCAGUGCAGUGACAGAAACAGUGCGUGCUGUAAAAACUGCAUGUUCGAGUCUGAAGGUGAAAUCUGCCAGGAGCCCAUCGAUGCCACGUGUAAAGGACACUCUUAUUGCACAGGAAACAGCAGUGAGUGCCCUCCUCCAGAGAACGCCGCUGAUAAAACCGUGUGUCUGGACAGUGGCGAGUGUCUUAAUGGGGAGUGUAUCCCAUUCUGUCAGGCCAUCUUAAAGCUGCAGCCCUGUGCCUGCAAUGAAACCAACUCUUCAUGUAAAGUUUGCUGUCGCAGCAGCAGUGGCACCUGUGCCCCCUACCAGGACGAAACAGGAAACUUCCUCUUCCUGCGUAAGGGCAAACCGUGCACCGUGGGCUUCUGUGACGGAGCGGGGAAGUGUAAUAAGCAGGUCCAGGACGUGGUGGAGCGUCUGUGGGACUUCAUCGACAAACUUGAUAUCAACACCUUCGGAAAGUUUCUGGCUGAUAACAUCGUGGGGUCGGUGGUGGCGUUUUCCCUUCUGUUCUGGGUCCCCUUUAGCAUCCUGGUUCACUGUGUGGAUAAGAAACUGGAUCAACAGUACGAACAGACCACCAAGUCUCUGUUCUUCCCCAGUAAUGCAGAGCUCCUGAGCAGCCUGGAAUCUGCGUCCGUCCGAAUCUUCAAACCUCCGACCUUCCCGACCUCGGCCUCCUCCGCUGGGCUUCGCUUCCAGCCGUUCGGCCCGCAGCAGACCAGCACGCCUCCAGUUUCUGUGUCCGACCAUGCUCCUGUCCCUACCCCCUUCCCGGGCCCGGGCCUCCCCCCUCUGGACCCCCGCAUGGCCACCAUCCAGGAAGACCCCAGCCUGGACUCUCACCUGGCCGAGGAUGCUCUAGAGGAGGCGUUUGGGAGGCCGGCAGGGGCAGCUCAUCGUUCUUUUGAGGACCUGACGGAGAAAAGUGUGGUGAGUCGCAGCGAGAAGGCGUUGUUGUUCAGACUGCAGAGACAGCGGCAGAUCGACACCAAGGAGACGCAGUGCUGAGAGGACAAAGAGACGAGCUGAUUUCUGCACUGAUGCUUUUUUUAUAUCAAUCUCAGGUCCGAUUGCUACAUUUAAUGUAAAACCACUUUUUAAAUUCUUGUUAGGAGUGAACAAAAGCAAAUUGUCUGUAUUUGAAGAUGGACGAACCCCAUCUCUUUGUAAAAAUCGAGCCAAAGAAGGGUGGUCACAACACCCAUCGUUAUCCUUAAUGUGAUUCUAGUAAAAAUCUAAAUUAUUUCUUUUAUGAAAUACCACAAAGUCAUAGACACCAAAUACUGGGUAACUUGUGUUUACUUUAAAAGAUUGCAGAAAAAAUUGUGCAAAAAUGCAGGUUUUGUGCAUUGUGCAUUGUUUUUGUGCGAUUUUGUCAGUAUGAGAUUACCUCCAUUUUUUAGAAGUUAAGAAAAGAGUAUUGGGUUUCUACGGCUUAGCUUUUUGUUGCUAUGGUAUCAAAACUAUGAUUUGAUCUUUUUCUAGAAUCAUAUCAAAGUUUACAAUUUUGGGAUCAUGACAACCCUAAACCCUAGUUUUUACACUAAUAUCAAUUCCUCAGGUUGUUCUUAUCUUUUUAGAACAAACACAGAGAUUUAAGCUUUGUAAUAAUACAAGUCUUACAGUGCCUAUAAAAAGUAUUCACCCCCUUGGAUGUUUUACCCUCUUAUUGAAUUUAUAAAUGAAUCAUGGUCAGUAUAAUUUGGCUUUUUUAAAUAAAAAGGCAUGUGGGAGACUC